Baudoinia panamericana UAMH 10762 is the source of this 687-nucleotide messenger RNA. RefSeq lists its product as uncharacterized. The transcript is spliced from 2 exons. The coding region runs from base 87 to 536 and encodes 149 amino acids. The record is from RefSeq and is a predicted model, not a curated record. Lineage: Eukaryota; Fungi; Ascomycota; Dothideomycetes; Mycosphaerellales; Teratosphaeriaceae.
UGCUGCACCUGCACGCAACAAUUGUCACGAGGUAGACGGCGGCCUGGCAUCUCACGCUGAGACGCCGGCGAUGAUGGUCGCUGCACAUGACCAAUCUGUUGACUGUCCUUCCUGACUUCCAGCUUGCCGCCUUCGCACAUAUCUUGCCAUCCUUGGAGAAGACUUCGAUCUCGACAGCAGACCUGCUCACGCUCGACGCGUUUGACAUCGCAAAGAGAGCUCAAGUCCCGCCAGGAGAGGUAUCAAAGCUUGCAGCUGCCCUACUCGAAGGGCUGCAUGGGAUUGACCAUGCUGCGGCUCACGAGGAAUCAACAGCGUCCAGCCAUGGCCUUUCCCACUUGAACGUUGAUGUAGCAACUAUCAGCUUGCUCGACGAUGGCCUUGAUGCCGCCUUAGGGGGCGGCGUAAACGUGGGAUGCAUUACGGAAUUCGUUGGUGAGAGCUGGCAAGACCCAAUGUCUUCUUACACUGCUGUUAUCCGUCCAGCUACCGGCACCGCAAGGUCUGGCGAGCUCUGCACUCUACAUCUCCACUGAGGCGCCAUUGCAGACUCUGCGCUUGGCGCAGUUACUGAACGCUAAUCGAAAGCUUACAACUUUACCUGCGCAUGAAAAGCCUUCUCUAAGCAGGAUACAAAGCACGCAUGUUCAUGACCUUGAAGCUCAGGAGCAUAUCUUACGCUUCCAA